UAAAAAACGAAUGAAUGAGUAAAUAAUUUCAUAGCAAUUUUAUGAAGAUUAAAGUAAAGAACUUAGAGAAAAGUAUCAGAGAGUGAGAGAAGGAGAAAGUAUGAUGGUAAAUGAGCAAAAUUAAUUAAUUCAUAGAAUAAUCCAAAAAGAGAUAAAGCUCAGAGAAUUCUUUUAUUGAUUAUGAUUCUUUAUUCAUUAAUAUUGAUAACUUUUGUUUUGCUAUUAUACUGGGGUUAGGAUUUUAGAUAUUUUUGUUAUAAUAUUUUGAAUAAUUUUAGUGAGUAAGGUAUUAAUAAUUCUAGCUAGGGUAAAUUGUUGGAGCAUUCUAUAUAGGAUUAAUUGGAUUAUGGUUUGUAUUAACAGGUUUUAAUGUUGUACUAUAUGAUAUUUUGGCUGGAUAUUUGAUUAAACCAUUUUGGUUUGCUCUAUUAGCAGUGUCUUUGGCUAAAUUCUUAGCAAAGUAAAAUUUAAAUUGAUUUAAUAGAUAUUUUGGUUUUCUUAUAGGGAGAUAUUGUGUAAGAAAUUAUAUAUAUAUGGCAAUGAAUGAAAACAUUUAUUUUAUAACAUGCUAUUUAGCAACUGAAAGAAAACCAGUGAAAGUUAUGUAUUUAAUAUAAUUUUUGGCAAUUCCGACAAUUUUUAAAACAUAUGCUUGUGGAUUAUUUAGAAUAACUCAUUGGCAAUUCAUACAUCCAACAAUAUUUGGAACAGUUGCUUGGGCUGCAUUUUGGGUAUAUAUGGGAUCAAAUCUGGAAUCAUUAUCUGAAUUAUUAUAAUCAGGGGAUACUAGCAAUUAUGUUCCAUUUUGGCUAAAAUUAGGAAUGGUUAUUACUGUGCUAUUAAUAAUUUAUUAUUUUCUUAAAUUAACAUAAUCAAUUUAUCAAGAAAUACAAAAUGAUGCUAGUUUGGUUGAAUUAAGUCAUAUUUUAGAAAAAGAGUAAGAAGAGGAAGAAAAGUUUGUAGGAUAAUAAUAAGAAUAAGAUUUAUGA
This is a messenger RNA of Paramecium sonneborni, 989 nucleotides long. NCBI's taxonomy places the organism in Eukaryota, Ciliophora, Oligohymenophorea, Peniculida, Parameciidae. The record is from the annotation of a GenBank genome assembly.